UAAUAACGUACAGAGUAAAUUGCAGUCUAACCUUGUAUGCAGUUCGCUCUUAAUAUUAACUAUAUCGUGCAAACAAAUCUGUAAAAAUCUGUCUUGUUAUUUGGUCCAGUGAAAGAACACAUUAUUCUUUUAGUUCGGAUCGUGGCAGUAUCACCGGACCAGCCUCAAUAACAUCUCUUUGGUAUAUGUUCGGAGGUCCAAGCAAACACUUGUCUGGAGUAAAUCGUUACUUAGGUCAAUUUGAUAGAAUGUAUCGUAGAUGAUUCGACUAAGAUAUCAUGGGUGGCUUCGCAACACGGUCGAUUGGCUUCUCGAUACUGAGCGUCAUUCCUGUAGUGCAAUCCGAAUGUGCUGCCGUUCACUACAUAUCAUUACCUCUUCUAAUACGACUCGAGAAAGCCUAUUUAAUAGCUAGACGUAGGAGGCGUCUUUGUUAAAAGCAUCGCCUGCUGCCUUCGAUACUAACGUCUUCCACCUGGGAUCAUAGCACUGAUCGAUCAGUACUGAUCUCUAAUGAAUGCAGCAAAAAUAGCUUUGAGGAUGUAAUAAUUUUCGUCUCACCCAAUAAUAUCAAGAGAUAUAACACUAAAAUUCGAAUUCCACCUGGCCGGUUCACAUCUCAUUGACGUACGAGCUUGUUGGUGACUUCGAUAGAAAGUAACUGAAUAUUCAUUGUAUGGACAGAAGUGGGUCUUAAUGGCUGGUCAAGUGGCGACUGUUCUCUGUACUCGACGUACCCGUAAAACCAAUAGAAUUUGCGUAAUAACUGAUCAUUAGUAUAUAUUAAAUUAGAUCAUAAGUUAUUCGAUUUCUUAAUCUGACAAAGAACGCAGUACUUCGAUCCGAAUCCUAGUAACAAAUUCAUUGACUAGGUUCUCACCUUGAUUCGUCACUACCUUCUGCCAUACUUCAGGCCAAUCUAUUGACUCCAUUUUCAAAAUCCAAAAAAUUCACUCCAUUUCAAAAAUUUCCAGAUCUGGUGUUUUUUCCAACCAGGCUUCAAGAUCCUUUUCCACUGUCGUAUUUGCAAUUACGAAUUUUAUUUAAUAGUGAUCGGAAUAAGUGUUCAUUCGUCGUGAAGAAUAUGCAACGUGCAAAACAGGCACUCACUUAGGUUUUUUGAAUCUUCACCAUAUGCGAGGUGGUAUUUUUAUAGAAAACGGAUGACUUUGUUUCUCUUAUCAGGUCUCUUCUGCUAGAUAGCUUCGUUCACUCAAUACAAAUGAGCUACGUAUAGGCACUUGUUAAUUGUUUUGUGACUCUUCGCUGCUCCAUGGUGUAUAAGGCUCCACUAAAUAUAAAUUGACUUUUUUGGAUACAGAUUCGUUUUGAAUUCUGGGUUUAGCCGUAUCUAUUUAUUCGUUUCAUUGCUCUAUGUUAACGUGAAGACAUUACUUCUGUCACCGAUGUCAAAUCUCUAUAAGAGCAUGUCAUUUUGGCUGUGUGUAUGGUGCCGGGCGAGAUGAUGCUGAGAAUCAAUGGGUGGUCUUGUUUCCUUGUAUGGUCCACUUAGUCCUGGUUUCUCGUAAAAUUACAUAUGUUCAAGAAGUCUGACAAUAGUCCGGUGCUUAUAGCUUAUUUUUUCGGUUAGCUAACGAGUGAAAAUAGACAUUUAGAUAGCCGACCGGGGUGGGGCACGGUCUCCAGAUCUAUGGUUUCAUCAUUGAUCUGCAAACCCUUUUUUACAAUCCUUUUAGUUACAGAGUUGUGCACAGCACAACUAUCUCAGGCUGAUUCGGUAGCUUUUGAUCUCGUUGAAAAAGGGAAACGAAGUAAGUAUUGAGAAUUCGCUCUAUUCCUAUUGAACCUCCAUAUUUGGAGCCUGUAUUCUACAUAAAAUUAGAUGCACGCCACAGCUAAAUUGCAACAGAAUUAUUGAGAAGGAGAGCACUAAGCGGUGUAUAAGAGCAGACAAACAGUAAGGAAAUGCAGGAAAAAAGGAUAUUACAAGUCAAUCGAAUUUACUUACGUUCCAACUUAAUUAACCCCGCUGGACUAACUUGGCGGAUCGCAACAGUAUAAAGGUGACAAGACGUUAGAUGGUUACCAGAAAAAGAAAUACGUCUGUAAGCUGCUAUUCAUUUUUCUACUUGGUCAUGAUAUUGACUUUGGACAUAUGGAGGCUGUCAAUUUACUGGCCUCGAAUAAAUACUCGGAAAAGCAGAUUGGCUACCUGUUCAUAUCGGUGCUUAUAUCAGCAGAUAACGAGCUGAUGAAUCUAAUCUGCCAAUCGAUCAAAAACGAUCUCACAUCUCGUAAUCCGAUUUUUGUUAUGUUGGCCCUACAAACCAUUGCCAACAUCGGAACGAAGGAGAUGGCCGAGGCGUUCGGAACAGAAAUUCCACGUCUUCUUGUCAGUGCUGACUCGAUCGAUGUGGUAAAGCAGUCUGCUGCAUUGUGCUUUCUCAAGCUAUGUCGAACUAUGCCAUCAUUAGCACCGCAGGGUGAACUCGUGAAUCGAAUUGUGCAUUUGCUAAAUGAUUCGCAUCUGGGUGUAGUAACGUCAGCUGCGAGUUUACUCGACACACUCAUUCGGGGAUCACCUGAUGACUACAAGACAGUAGUACCGAUCGCUGUAUCCCGUCUUCAACGUAUUCUAGCAGCGGCUCACACGGAUCUACAAGACUAUACAUAUUAUUUUGUACCUGCACCCUGGCUCGCUAUUAAAUUGUUACGUAUUUUGCAGAACUACCCGGCACCAGAAGAUCAGACGUUAAGAGCUCGUCUAAACGAGUGCCUAGAUACAAUUCUUAAUCGCGCAAGUGAGCCACCGAAAUCGAAGAAAGUUCAACAUUCGAAUGCCAAAAAUGCUGUCCUCUUUGAAGCGAUCUUGCUCGUGAUUCACAUGGAUUCAAUGGGCGCCGUGUCUGAUCCGACACUCUUAGUUCGCGUCUGUAACCAGCUGGGUACGUUUCUGGCACAUAGAGAGACAAACCUUCGUUAUCUAGCCCUCGAGUCUAUGUGUCUAUUAGCGGCAAGCGAGUACUCGCAUGAAGCUGUCAAGAAGCAUCAGGAUACUGUUAUUGUUGCACUGAAAACAGAACGUGAUGUCUCGGUCCGCCAGAGAGCUGUUGAUCUCCUUUACGCGAUGUGUGACAAGAGUAAUGCAAGGGAGAUCGUUGCCGAGAUGUUGGCUUAUCUUGAGACAGCCGAUUAUUCAAUACGAGAAGAGAUGGUUCUCAAAGUCGCUAUCCUUGCUGAAAAGUAUGCUAGCGAUUACACGUGGUACGUCGACGUAAUUCUGAGACUAAUUCGAACGGCCGGUGACCACGUGGGCGAGGAAGUGUGGUAUCGCGUAGUUCAAAUUGUUAUUAACAGGGAAGAUGUGCAGGGCUAUGCUGCCAAGACCGUUUUUGAAGCUUUACAAGCCUCUGCGUGUCACGAGAACAUGGUUAAGGUAGCCGGAUAUGUUCUUGGCGAGUUCGGCAAUCUAAUUGCUGGCGACGCCAGGUCUAGCCCAGCUGUACAGUUCCGUCUCCUUCAUUCGAAAUAUCAUCUUUGUAGCCCGGGCACACGGGCCCUAUUGCUUACAACGUUCGUGAAGUUCAUUAAUCUCUUUUCGGAAAUUAAACCCGACAUUCAAGCAGUGUUGCAAGCCGACUCGAAUUCUCGCUCGGCUGAUGUGGAACUACAGCAGCGCACAUCAGAAUAUCUAAGUCUUUCACAGAAGGUAUCUUCCGACGUGCUGGCUACGGUUCUUGAAGAGAUGCCUCCAUUUCCCGAAAGGGAAAGCUCUAUUCUUGCUACGUUGCGUAAAAAGAAGCCAGUUCCUGGCGUAGAAAACGAAAAAGAAAGGGCUACAAGGCCGAUACUGCAGGCGGUUACAAACAGCGGCGACUCUGGGUCCCUUGUAGCUACCAACGGCGGGACGAAUGGCACUAAUGGAAGUGAAAUCGACCUUCUCGGAAUCGGGACCAGCCCGGUCAAAUCUGUCGACAACGAUCAACAGCAAAAUCCGAACAUUGAUUUUCUAUCCGACGAAUUCGGAGCCCCAGCACCUGCUAAAUCAGUAACGUCCACAUCGAUGGGAAACGCCGAGGAAAACCUUAGGAAGAUGAUAUUCAAAAGCAAUGGCGUACUGUUCGAAAAUGAGCUAAUUCAAAUUGGAGUGAAAGCAGAGUACCGUGGCCACAUGGGACGAGUGUCCCUGUUCUACGGUAACAAAUCAACCUCUAUGCCAUUUCAGUGUUUUACAGCUACCGUAAUCCCACCAUCAGAGCCAAAACUCUUAAUACAAAGCAAUCCUGUUGACAGCACCAUUGGACCUAAGGACCAGGUUCAGCAACAGUUGCAAGUUGAAAUCGUAGAACCCUUUUCGGCAGCAGAUCUACCUCUGUUGAACUUGAAUUUCACGCACAGCGGGCAGAACGUGACACACCAAAUGAAGAUUCCUGUUUAUCCAAACAAAUUCUUUGAGAAAACAUCUAUGGCUGCCGAUAUUUUUUUCUGCCGGUGGAAGGCACUCGGAAGUCCCGCUCAGGAGCAACAAGUUGUUUUCAAAGCCGCGCAAUCGAUGGACUCUGCGGCACUUCGUGCCAAAUUGGAUGGCUUUGGUUAUGAGGUGAUUCCCAACAUAGAUCCUAACGGCGAUAAUUUUGUUGGAGCUGCCAUUCUGCACACGAAGAUGGGUCAAGUUGGGUGUCUUCUUCGUCUCGAGCCUAACCGACAAGCCGGCAUGUAUCGCCUUACAUCAAGGACAUCAAAGGACAAGCUCUCGCAUAUCAUAGUCAGUCUUCUUCAACCAAACUUGUGAGACGAAAUCACUACUAGAAAUUAAACGGAAAAUAUGUACGAUAGUGCCGGAAGUUUGCAUGGUUCUGCAAAUUAAGAUGGAUAUCUCAUGCUUGCUUAGAUGAGAGCUUCUCUCCUAGUGUAAGAAGGAUUUUCUGUAUGUAAGCACAUAUGCUCUACUGUUUACAGCACAGUCUAGGAAUGACAGGACUGGUUAUUUGCCUUUUUUUCUCUAAUGCAACAAUGCCUUCUAUGCAACACCCCUUUUACCCAUCAUUUGAUAAGUUACAUGCACAUAUACAGCUGCACGCACACAUAAAAAGUUUGAAAAUUGCUGCAGUCGCUCUCGGUUAGGAUCUUGAGUCUGUGUGUUCAAAAUGACAGCAUGAAUCUGGUCGAAGAUCUGAACUGGAAUUUGAUCAUAUCAUUUCUCAUUUCUCUCACAGUAGUUUUUUUUACAGGUGGACUACUUCUGUAUUAAACACCAGUAGAUGUUUUUGCUGUUGCAAAUGUACUGGCCUGACAGGCGUGAGUCCCUUUCAAAAUAUUAUUCUGAAUAGAAUUCUCUCUAUUUUUAUUUAUCGAUGGACACAAUCUUUGUCUAUAGAAAUUGCAUCUUUAUUUAAUCUAAAUGUGUUUGAUAAAAAUAGCGGCGAGCUCAUUUACUUACUCGUCACCUAUUGUCCGUGUUAUAAUGAUAACAUUACAGUAAUAGUGUUUAUAUAUAUAUACUUAUGUAUCUGGUAAUUAUGGAUUUAUCUAUUUUCCUAUUACUAUUUCUAUUGUUGAUGUUAGUACUAUCAUAAGUCCUUAUGCUGCUUCUGACAUUAGCCGACUGAACAUAUAUAAUGGUAAGCUCAAACGAGUUAAGGUAAUGUUGUUCAAUACCUUCUACGAACAAACAGUGUUUAAAAAACUCACGUUGCGCAGUUGUUUGGCAAAAAAAGACGGGGUGAUAAAUAAAUUUAAAUAGAGCCAGUGUAGGAGAUGGAUGGAACGUUCGACAUCUCGUCGUAGAUACACCCACCCUAUAAGUGAAUGUAGCCAAACAUGUGUAUGUUCAAACUCAGCAAUGUUUAGGCAUUGUAAACUAAAGUACCUUGAAAGUUAGUUCUAAUUAGGAAAGAACGUUAGAGAAAGCAAAUCUAGCUUAGAAGGAAGUCAAGUUUUUACGUGUUAUUUAACGUGACUAUAUUUACAACUGCGACGAUAUUCUAUGCCGAUGUCAAAGCUAAAGAUGAGAAAAACGAGUAAGGCAUUUUUGAUAUAUACUUAUACAUUCAUACAUUUAUAUAAAACUCACAGCCUUAUAUUUGAACUACUGCAGGAUGUGUAAGAAAAUAUGCAACGUACUUCUUCGCUCAGAAAGUGGCGUGUAUGUAGAGAAAAAAAGAAGGUAUACAGAUAUAGCCACGUGCAAUGAUGUAUAAUGAACAUGCGCUGUUCGUUUAUAAUUUAGCUAUUGACGUGUAACGUUAACGAUUUUGGUUAGCCCGAAAGAAGCGACAUAAGAAACUACGAUGGAGAUAUCGAACAAAAUAAGUACGUUUCAGCUAGAUUACUAAGUGUUUCAAAAAUCAUACAUACGGUUGUCAGGUAAGAAAAAUGGAAGGCUAAUUGACAAAACAGCACGAACAUGGUGCACAAAGAUUUACUAUUACAAAUACUACUAACUAGACGGAAAGAGAGAGCGAAAAUGGUAAAGUUAAUGAUGUAUUUUCAAAUAAAAAUUAAUACUCUAUUUAU
This is a messenger RNA of Varroa destructor (honeybee mite), 6477 nucleotides long. Its product is annotated as AP-2 complex subunit alpha-like. Gene Ontology annotation, biological process: intracellular protein transport; clathrin-dependent endocytosis. Gene Ontology annotation, molecular function: clathrin-cargo adaptor activity. The record is from RefSeq and is a predicted model, not a curated record. NCBI's taxonomy places the organism in Eukaryota, Metazoa, Arthropoda, Arachnida, Mesostigmata, Varroidae. Gene Ontology annotation, cellular component: membrane coat; AP-2 adaptor complex.